UUCUGAAAGAAGAAAAGCUAAAAUGCUCAACUUUUCCAUUGCAUACGGAAAAACUCUCAUGGGACUUGCUAAGGAUUGGAAGGUUUCUGUAGAAGAAGCAAAGAACACAGUUGAUCUAUGGUAUAAAGAAAGGCAAGAAGUGCUCGAAUGGCAGAAACAGCUUAAGUAUGAAGUUGUGAAACACGGGCAUGUUCAAACAUUGCUUGGAAGGGCUCGUCGCUUCCCAUUAUUUGCUCAUUGUACACAAGCUCAAGAAGGCCAUAUUGAAAGGGCUGCUAUCAAUACUCCAGUGCAGAUGUCAAAUGAAGUGAAUGAUAUGAUUUUGGAUUCUACAUCUAAUCAAACACAAUUGGCCUUUCAACUUCCUGCACAUGAUGAGAUGGAACUCAGGAUUCUUGCACAUCUGACUGACUGUAAAAGCAUGUUGGAUGCCUUCAAAGCUGGUGGGGAUUUCCAUUCAAGGACUGCAAUGAACAUGUGCUCUCAUAUCCGUGAAGCUGUUGAAAAGAGGCAAGUUCUUCUUGAGUGGCAUCCUCGACCUGGUGAAGAGAAACCACCAAUUCCACUUUUAAAGGUUUCUGUAGAAGAAGCAAAGAACACAGUUGAUCUCUGGUAUAAAGAAAGGCAAGAAAUGCUCGAAUGGCAGAAACAGCGUAAGUAUGAAGCUGCGAAACACGGGCAUGUUCAAACAUUACUUGGAAGGGCUCGCCACUUCCCAUCAUAUGCUCAUUGUACACGAGCUCAAGAAGGCCAUAUUGAAAGGGCAGCUAUCAAUACUCCAGUGCAGGGAAGUGCUGCUGAUGUUGCAAUGUGUGCCAUGUUACAAAUAUCUAAGAAUAAACGUCUAAAGGAGCUUGGUUGGAGGCUUGUUUUACAGGUUAUGCCUUUUAUAUUUUCUUUAUAUUUCAGGUCUCUUUCAUGGAAGAGCUCUACCUUGGUUUUAUAAUCCUAGUGGUCUCAUUUUCAAGGCUAUAUAAACCUUUAUUCUUUAAGUAACAAAUUUUGGCUGUGCUGUCUGAUUGUUCUUUCUAAAACUUAAAGUCACUUCUCUUAUGAUUUGACUAGAAUCUUUGCGUUGUUCCAAAAAAUUUUUAAACAAGAUUGUCUUCCCAUGUUUACAUAUUCACCUCUUAAAAUAGUAAAUAUUAUCUCCAUUUUAUUGGUUAUUUGAAUUUUAUCCUUUACAAGAUUUUGUUUGACUGAAGCAUAUUCUUUAUCCAAUAGCGCUUAGGAAGGCAGAAGGCUUUGUUUCUUCUCAAGAACCUGAUACAGUGAUACUGAUGUUUAAUCAUUGCAUUUCACAAGUUUUAUUCGCUAUUCUGUCUUGUACAGCCUUCACAAUCUCAUUUCAUAGGUUAGCAUUUUGAUUCAGCUAUUUAUAAAGUCGUCCUGCAAUUUCUCUGGAAAUAACAUCCUUCAGAAAACAGGUUCAUGAUGAAGUAAAUCUUGGAAGGACCAAGUGAUUCAGCUUAUAUUGCAAAAGCAGUUGUAGUUGAGUGCAUGUCAAAACCCUUCGAAGGAGGAAAGAACAUUCUUAAAGUUGACUUAGCUGUUGAUGUUAAGUGUGCUCAAAAAUGGUAUGCUGCCAAAUAGAUAGUGGUUCUGGCUCAGACAGACGUAAAUCCUGGUUUCAAGCACUUUUUUGCAAGGUGCAUUUUUCCGUUGAAGAGGUAUGUCGGAGCUUGAGCCGUUCUCCUUUUCUUCGCUGCUGCAGUAAUUUAAUAUGUAGGACUCUUAGGGAAGCCAUGAGCUGAUGCGGAAUUUCCUCACCUGUUCAGUGACGUGGCCCUCGGGGUUCUUUGCGGGUGAAGGACAUGCUUUGGGGGAUAUAGUUGCAUUUUGAGGGCAUAGGAAGUGCAGCGCCAUGUGUACAGAAAAUUUUAUUGUUCUCAUUAGUAUGUUCCUUGUAGAAAUCUGACAACACUUAUUCUUUUUUCUUUUCUCAGGUGAGACAUGAAGGUAAAGCUUGAUUGUGUUUCCUUCUAUGUAGUGCAUACUGUUUUAUAGUUUUAUACAAUGGAUGGUCUGAGUGUUAAUAGAAAUGUAAAAUGUCUGAGGCAUCCGCAAGCUUCAACGUUUAGAACAGCCUGUCUUUGUAAAAAUCUACAUCUGAGUAUGUUGAUCAGAGAAAACAUGGAAAAUAGAAGAAAAACCAGCCAAGAAGUCGUUGCUUUGCCUGUCUAAAGUAAAAAGGCGGCAAUCAGCAUGGAACGGACUUAUAUGUAAACUGUUAGACCUGAAGCCAUGGAAAUGCUAAAGCUUUUGACUGGAUGAUUGUUGUAAGUAAUCUAGUUAACAGUAAAUAUUUGAAAUAGAAGAUCUAGGGACCAAGUCUCGUUCAAAUAAACCGUGAUCCCAGCGUUGGGAUAUUUUUCCCCUUGAUUGCCUCAACCACAAUAUACCAUUUGAUUGUAACUUGCAAGUACCUUUUAGUUGUGUUUGUAUAGUGUUUUUUUUUUUUAAUUAUUUAAA
Messenger RNA from Durio zibethinus, 2472 nucleotides. The record is from RefSeq and is a predicted model, not a curated record. Lineage: Eukaryota; Viridiplantae; Streptophyta; Magnoliopsida; Malvales; Malvaceae.